Messenger RNA from Hylaeus volcanicus, 1272 nucleotides. RefSeq names its product N-acetylglucosaminyl-phosphatidylinositol de-N-acetylase (gene PIG-L). Lineage: Eukaryota; Metazoa; Arthropoda; Insecta; Hymenoptera; Colletidae. Gene Ontology annotation, molecular function: N-acetylglucosaminylphosphatidylinositol deacetylase activity. Gene Ontology annotation, biological process: GPI anchor biosynthetic process. Bases 157 to 1020 code for a protein of 287 amino acids. The transcript is spliced from 5 exons. Gene Ontology annotation, cellular component: endoplasmic reticulum. The record is from RefSeq and is a predicted model, not a curated record.
AAUCCUAUUAUCUGGUUGGCGUACAACAUAACCAUACGAUGUUCUGUUAACGAAAGAAAUCUUAUCCCGAACUUUGAAGGGAUAGCAUGCUCUUCGGGAAUUAUGACAGGACCGUAACAUUCGUAAGUCAAAGUAGUUCGUAUAUCGUCGUUCAAAAUGUUAGAUCUCGAUUUUAUUAGGGAAUACCUUAGUCUGCAAAUUAACGAAGCAAUUUGUUGGUGGUGGUAUUACAUGAAAGAAAUUUCAUGGCAAUUGCUAAUCGCUAUUGCCGCAUAUCUUUGUGUCUGUAUUUGUCUCUAUUCAAUCUUGAAAAGAGUCAGCCACACAGCGUGGCAGCUUCCAGGUCCGCCUGCAAGAAUAUUAUUAGUCACUGCUCAUCCUGACGAUGAAGUCAUGUUCUUUGGUCCACUGGUAUACUGGGUUACAAGAUCAAAGGCUAGCCAGAUUUACCUCCUUUGUUUUACUAGUGGUGGAAAUAAGAAACGAAAAGAAGAACUAUGGGACUGUACAAAAAUAUUAGGAAUUCCAGAAGCUAAUGUAACUAUAGUGAUGAGUACAGAGUUACCUGAUGAUCAAAAUGUACAAUGGCCAACAGAGGUAGUGGCAGAAUGUAUUUUACAACACGUAGAAAGUUAUAAAAUCAAUGCAGUUGUAACAUUCGACAAGCAUGGCAUAAGUCGACACAAGAACCAUAUCUCCCUAUACUUUGCCAUAGCUGCAUUAUGCAUUGAAAAGAAAGUACCAUCUUAUUGUAAACUAUAUGUAUUAGAAUCUGUGAAUAUAAUUAGGAAAUAUGUACAGCUCCUAGAUUUACCAAUUAGUUUAUUAUCUGCUUCCUACUGGUAUUUAGUAACAUAUGAUCAAAAAAAAAUCAUAAAAAAUGCCAUGACUGCACACAAGUCACAGUAUGUUUGGUUUCGAAAAUUGUACAUGAUAUUCUCACGGUACACGUUCAUCAAUACCUUCCAAGAAGUGAGUGCUCUCGACCUGGAGUUGGAUCUCCAGUUUGACGACGAUUAACUCGCAUGAGUUUACAAGCUUGUACAAAUUGUAAUUAAUUGUACAUAAUAAAACAAAUGAAACUUAUCUAUUAACGUGUAAUAAAGAAACUGUAGGAUUUGGAGAAUACUUUUGAACCGGUUUUAAAAAUAUACAUGUCGAGUAGAAAGUACUUUUUAUUCGACCUUACAGGAAUAUACAAAUGUUUAGACAAAAAAAUGUAGCAUAUAGUUUUCCAAAAAUAACAAUAAAUCGACUUUUUAUUAUAUGUAA